GGGUUUGGGGAUGGGCACAGGGCUUGUCUGACCAUAGCCAGUGUUCUCACACACGUAGCGAUCGAGGUCAGCAUGCCAACCCCAGCUGCAGCCACCAGCACGAGAAGUCACCAAAUAUAAAAAAAGGAACCUUUCUUAAACAGAAUCAGUCGCAGAAGACUGUUCACAGCCAUAUGUACACAUGCCCAACAUACUUGGUGAGUGUAUUUGUGAAUGCAGAUCUCAUUGUGGAAAAAGUGGUGGUUUAGAUGAUCCAAUUUUUGCAGGGUUAAGUUUUCUUACACUUCUGGCUGUGGUUUCUGUGAGAGAUUGUUUGUCCCUACAGUCAAGAGACCGCUGACAACCUCCUCACUAUACCUGGAGAGGUUUCCCAAAACCGGAUUCAAUGUCUGUGUGGCCGACAGAAUUGCUGCGUUUGACACGGCGCGUGCACCUUAUCUUUUAACCUCAUUGGCUCGCACCACUCCGACAAACACACUCCCAUGCUGAUUGGACAGAGGGCUGAACUCACACGGACAUUGUGGAUACGUGGACAGGAACACCUGGGUCGAUAUUCUGUUUGUUUAGUCGGCGAGUGCGCUAAUAUGUUUGCUCUCUAAUCCAUGAUCCACAAUGUGUCUGGAAAUUAUGUAGGGACUGGGCGUUAGUAAGUUGCGUGGGCGUUAGUAUCCGUAUCUUGAGGAACGAGACGCUGUAUGUGCAGCUGCUACUGAACGUGAGCGAUUCAGACUGCGCGAGACAAUGCUUGGACUCAGAUCUGAAACGGAAUGCCAUGACGACGGCGUCGGAAAAGGAUUCUUGCAAAAAAAAAAAAACUGCAUCAAAGGAGGAGGAAGUUUUUAUAAGCCGCACCUUUAGAUAGUGAUUCACUGCGGGUGAGAACAUGCAACACGUUAAGUUUUUCGCUUUCCUUUUUUUUUUUUCAUUUUCAAUCGAUACACGGCGGAAAAACAAGAGAGUGGAAAGCAGAAUUAGUGAAAUGGAGAUGGGUGGAGCAGGAUAUGAAAGGGGCGGUGGACUGUAUGUGGGACGGGAGGUAGGUUGCAUUCUUGAAAUGUGGAGGAGUGGAGCGAGAGAGAGAGUGGGAGAGAAAACAGAGCAUUCCGGGACACACCCUGACUUUAGUUCAAGGUCUCGGUGUUGUAAUCGUCCCGGAGUCUGUCUGUCAUUCUGUCACGGCACGGUUAGUGCUACAAAGUGACCUGUGUGAUUCAGUCAGAGUGCUAUGUGGCAGGCCAGGCUCUUGACAAACAAAGAUAAGCUCCAAGCUGUGGCCUCAUAGGUCCGGUGUGGAAUGUGAGCUACAGGACUGACUAAUGGGCUAAAGGUUGUGUGAAAAGAACCACAUUAACGCAGCUGAGCCGUCCUAACCCCCUGUAUGACACCCCCGGUCACUAUUUAGUGUUUAACUUGGUCCCUGUUUGGACGUUUUUCUUACUGGAAUUUUGCCACAGGUCAUUUGACUUCAAGUUAAAUUCAUUUCAUAAUCAUAAGUCAAUAGUGGUGAUUGUGGUGUGUGGUGAUAAAAAAAAUUAAAAAAUUAAAAAAAAGUUUUUCCCUUUGUUUAACCUGGAUGCUUAAAAGAGAGUUUAAGGCCUUCUUAAGUAGCGAUGAAUCUUAAGUAAUCUCGAGAUCUACCAUGGUAAAGUGGUGGUGCAGAUUUGGCUAAUCGCUACUAAAUGACAUUGGGACCAGGGGUGUUGCCUCAGGGUUGAUGUAAAUGCGAAAAUUCUGAUUAUUCUUCUGAUUAUGCAUUCUAAAGUGUGACAGGAUCAUUUCAACAAAUACAAUAAAAACUUGUUCCUCCAAUAGUUCUUCCUGCAGUGAAAUUCCAGUGUUAUGUAAAACAUGCUGCUGCUGCGGAGGGGGGGGUUUGGUGUUUCAACCAUUUGGGUCCGCAGGCUGCAUUCUUCUAUGUGCCACACAGAUUUUACAUCAAUCUCCAGCAACCGUGACAACCGCAGACACAAUGUUUGUGUAUGUGCCCCGUUUGGACCACCGCUCUGAGUAUGCGCAAACUCUCUGUGUGUUGCAACAAACUCACUUGCUGAUUUUAAAUAUGUUACUUGUGACUGAAGUGCAGUAUGUGCCUGCUUUUACCCUCUGCUCUGUACUGUACUGUUUCACUAUGGUCUCAUUCUCCAUUUGAUGUUGUAACUUCACUGUCUUAGUAAACAGACUGCAUUUAUAGAGCUUUUAUUUAUCCAAAGCAUUAAUGCAUCUCAAUUACCCAUUCAUUCAUACACACACACGCACACACACACACACACACACACACACCCCAUCAAGCCCCGAUGUAGCCACGAUAAGAUCUGCACAGCUGUUGGAACCUUGAGCAAGGCCCUUAACCCCAUUGACCCCACAUUGCUCCCGGGGGCAUUGUCUCCUGCCUAGUGUAAUCAACUGUAAGUGGCUUUGGAUUAAAGCAUCAGCUAAAUAAGUGUUAUGUAAUUCUGAACCGCAGAAUGUAUGCAGCAGUGCAGUCUCUUUCCUGGGUGUCCACUGCAGUGAUGUGGCUCUCUCUGGCUCUUAGCCAGCUCUUUCCACCCUACUGCACAUUUAAUGAGUGAAUUAAUAGUUUAUUUUGGUCACACUUUAUAAGGAACAAACUUAACAAAUUGUGUGAAUAUAUGACAGUCAAAACAUCAUCAUACACCAGUCCAUUUCACACAAUAGAGUUCACACAAUCAGUAGGAAUAGGCUGAAGCCUAAACAACCAAGAAUAUCAGUAGUACAAAAAAAACUAAUAUGUCUUUAAAAAAAUAAAAUAAUAAUAAUAAUAAAUAAUAAAAAUCAUUCAGCUGUGAUGGAGGCCUUCUGGAUCUGUCACAGCAAGCAGGCCAAACCCGUGGGCGCUGGUGCCUUAUUUAAUCAUGCGUUGGCCAUGUCUCUACAGUCACCCAGUGGUGCUCUCCCAGUGCGAGAGGAACGGAAUCUCUGACAAGCAGGAGCCCGUCUUCUCGACCCGUUCGAAAGCCUGCUUUGACCUGUUCUGACUUGAACGGUGCACUAAAACCACACACCAGUGCUGUUCCACCUCAAGAGCUGUUGAGCAACUGGCUCCGCCUCUCAGUCCCAACAUGCGUGUGCGACGUGUGUGGAACCAGGCAACACAGCUGAACUAGUGCUCAUCUGACAGAAGGGUGCAGUCAUGAAUUCACCCAUGAGCUACAGCGGCUCCAUGUUCCAGUCUAUAGACGAUGAUUUGAACGCUUCUCUGGCCACGGCGGAUGAGCUGUCCCGGGAGUUUAGCAGCCUCAUGCAGGAGUGCGACUCCAGCAGCCAGGAGCCUGAGAAAGAAGUGAGGCAAGCCGUCUUUAGAGGGUCUCCACAUAUUUCCGUGAGCUCCAGCUUUCCCAUGUCCCCAAAUAACGGGGGCAGUGGGGGGAGCUCCCCCGAGCACCCCCCCCACCCCCUGGACUCCUGCAGCCAGUACAGGCCCCCGUCUCCUCUCUGCGCCCCCCAACAGUCCACCUCCCCCCAACCCCACCGGCGCCCAUUCGACUCCUCUCAGAGCGCCGACGCGGGCCUGUCCCACCAUCGGCUGACCCCUCCCAACCAAUCGCCUCACACCCAGAGACCGAGGUCUCCCUGCCGCCUGGACCCCUACGACGGUUCCCAUACAGGGCGGCGGAGCUCCUCCCCCAACUCCUUGGGCUCCGGCUUCAACCAAUCGGCUCACGUCGCGCGGCUCUCUUCCCCCACGGUCCACUCGCCGACCGUGCAGCGCCAGGCACGGUUGGACCGGAGCCCAUCCCCGCAACCGCACCGACGACCCACGUCCAGAACGCUCCCGCGCAACUUCCUGCCCUUCAAGCCCAGCGACGAGGGAGUUCAGCGGCCGAAGAUUCCCAGCAAGUGGAACGAGACUGAUCUGGACGUGGCCUAUGAGAAAAAGCCGCAUCACACCUAUGACAAGACGGAGUGGCUGAGGCCCUCUGUGCCAAACAGCGGCUGGAGAGAGUCAAACCUGGACUCCCCAGCCCCUGCUCCCAGAAAGGACUCUCAGUCCCGGUCCAGCCCGCACGGCUACGUCCCGCAUAAGGUCCGCCUGGCCUCUGAUAGGCCCUCCUCCCCGCACGUCUGCAAUCCCUACAACCCCCAGCCAAUCAUCUCGCGGAUCUCCAUCCCGCCGUCCAGCCCCCAGACGCAGCAGCGCCGGCCUAUCCCACUGUCCGUUAUCAUGCGUCUGCAGAACCCGCGGUACUCCCCCGCCCCCUUCCCGCCAUCCCACGAGGAGGGCCCCGCCCUGCACAGGCAGCCCAACUUCCUGCCCCAAGAGUACCUACCCCAGUUCCCCCCACCCGACCUCCGACAGCCAGGGGUCUAUGGAGAAGCUAUGAUUCCUGAGGAUGUGGAGGCAGAGCUUGAGCGGCUGCAGCCAGAGAGGGGUCAUGUGACCCCAGAGGGCGCGCGGGAGAAGCCAGCCCCUGCGCCCCGGCCCCUAAGCCCCACCCGCCUGCAGCCCAUCCUGGCCCCCGAGAUCCAGGAGGUCUCCGACCAGCAGGAGGUGCUGGACCGCCAGGAGGUGCUUCGCCUCCGCGCUGAAUUCCCCCGCGCCCUCAAGAGACGCGGCUCCGUCGACCAAUCACGGCCGCACACCAAGGGACAGUACAGACAGGUCAUCAGCAAGCUGUUCCGCAGGAAAGAGAUCCGCCGCAAAGGCGAGCCAGUGAGCGAGACCAGCAGCUCGUCAGAGGGAGAGGACACACCCACACCCCCACCGCCCGCCUCCACAGCCCCCAGCACCCUGCUGAUGCCUGCCCUACCUGAGCACAAGGGGAUGAACUCUAUCCUGAGGAAGAGCAGGGCGAGGGGGUCAGGCCGCAGAGCCCACCUGAGCCCCCUGGUGCUGCUGCUGGACGGGGCUCUGGUGGGAGAGCUGGAGACAGUGCAGAGAGCCGUGCAGGAGAUGAGCGACCCCAGCCAGGCCAAUGAUGAGGGUAUAACUGCUCUUCACAACGCCAUCUGCGGGGGACACUAUGCUGUGGUGGAUUUCCUGGUGCGGAUCGGGGCCAACGUCAGUGCGCCAGACAGCCACGGAUGGACCCCUCUGCACUGUGCGGCCUCCUGUAAUGACCAGAUGCUGUGUGAGUACCUGGUGCGUAACGGGGCAGCGGUAAUGGCGGUAACCGAGAGUGACGGGGCCACGGCCUCGCAGAAGUGCGACCCCUUCGCCGCCUGUUUCCAGGAGUGCGAGAGCUUCCUCAGAGGGGUGGAGGAGGCCAUGGGCGAGGAGAACAGCGGGGUGCUGUACGCACUUUGGGGGUACCCCGCCCAGGCCCCGGACGAGCUGAGCUUCAGGGAGGGCGACAUGGUGACCAUCCUGCAGAAGACCGAGGGGUCGAACUGGUGGUGGGCCUCCCUCUGCGGCAGAGAGGGUUUCGUCCCCAACAACUUCUUCGGGCUCUUCCCGAAGAUUCGGUCGAAAUCACUGUGCUAGAGUGUGACCCAUGUGGAGUUCCUGUCCGUCACGGGUGGUUAAGCCACGGACCCUCCCUUGCAUCUCAGUCACGCGUGUGCAUGCAGUGUCUUUUUUCCUCUGUGCCUUAGACGCAACAUCUCAAAGAAGACCUGCACUAUUAAAUUCUAAAACUCAUCUCAAAUCUUUUUCGCUGUCUCCGUUGUUGCACACCUGUUCGUUCCAUUAGCUACUGGAUGCCUGGAAGAUUUCUGUUUCUCUCAACUCGAAUUGCAGCACUAAUAUUUAACAGAAAAGAGUAAAACCGUCUCCUGUUCUCAUGUUGUGGAGCUCAGGGUUUGGGGAUUUGAUGAGUCGGAUUGUAUCUACGUGCUGUGAAAAAGUAGGAAAUAAACACUGUUAUGGAUGGAACAGGACUGUCAGGGAGCAGCUCUGUGCACUCGGGGGCGGGGGGAGGGACAACAGCGGUUGCCCCAGGACUGUGCUUUCAAUACCUCGAUACGGAAUUUCCUGGAGACAAGGUUACCUGGAGACGGGGUUACCUGGAGACGAGGUUACCUGGAGACGGGAUUACCUGGAGAUGGGAUUACCUGGAUACAGGCCUCUGUCAUCUCUCCAUCCCUAGAACCCUGCUAAAUGAAAAAUAUACUUUUCCCAUAUAUGGAGAUGCAAUACACUAAGUGGUAAGUUUAUUAGAUCGACCUGUACACCAGCUUGCUAAUGCAAAUAUUUAAUCAGCCAGAAUGGGGAAGAAAUGUGAUCUAAGUGACUUUGACCAUGGAAUGAUUGUUGGUGGCAGACAGGGUGGUUUGAGUAUCUCAAAUACUGCUGAUUUCCUGGGAUUUUCAUGCACACUAGUCUCUAGAGUCUCUUUUUUUUUUUUUUUUGCUUGUUUGACAUUCAGAUGAUUUUAUCUGGCAGUGGUGGUUUAUUGUCUGUCCUGGUGUAUCUCACUGUCAUGGCUUCUGUUAACAUAUUCUCCUCUGUUAACAUCCAUUUUUUUGUGCUUUUUUUUCUUUGAAUGGUUUUAGUCAGUUCCCUUGGUAAUACCAUACUCUGUAUUUAUACAGGAGAACCCAAUUGAAAAAAUAGUUUGCUGUAGUAAAGUUGUGUACUUAUAAACUUUCAUUAGACUUCCAAGUAUUUUCAUCAAGUAUGCUUAGUAUGCAGUUGUUUCAUAUGAGAAUGUAUGAAAUGUUUUUUAUAUACGUAUAUCUGGGUUCAAACACCCACACACAUUCUCGUGUGCAAGCAAGUGAUUCAAAUAUAAGGGAUCAUUUUUUUGUGCUAUGCGUGUGUAUGUGUGUUUCAGAUGAAAUGGUUUUGUUACAAAUGGUCAAUUUGAUUGUACAUUUUCAAGUAUUUAAUACCAACAGGACGCCAUUAUACAAAUAAAUAAUGUAAGACCCAGAA
Messenger RNA from Conger conger (European conger), 6835 nucleotides. It is a transcript of the gene ppp1r13l, whose product is annotated as protein phosphatase 1, regulatory subunit 13 like. The coding region runs from base 3152 to 5443 and encodes 763 amino acids. The record is from RefSeq and is a predicted model, not a curated record. The transcript is spliced from 13 exons. Lineage: Eukaryota; Metazoa; Chordata; Actinopteri; Anguilliformes; Congridae. Gene Ontology annotation, biological process: regulation of transcription by RNA polymerase II; positive regulation of cell differentiation. Gene Ontology annotation, molecular function: transcription factor binding.